Canariomyces notabilis is the source of this 1135-nucleotide messenger RNA. RefSeq names its product L domain-like protein. Gene Ontology annotation, biological process: mRNA splicing, via spliceosome. Gene Ontology annotation, cellular component: U2 snRNP. Bases 40 to 786 code for a protein of 248 amino acids. The transcript has 5 exons. Gene Ontology annotation, molecular function: protein binding; U2 snRNA binding. NCBI's taxonomy places the organism in Eukaryota, Fungi, Ascomycota, Sordariomycetes, Sordariales, Chaetomiaceae. The record is from RefSeq and is a predicted model, not a curated record.
CAGCGGCGGAGUACAUGUAAAGGCAGCAAAAAUACAACCAUGAGGCUCACGGCAGACCUCAUCCACCAAUCCCUCUCCUACCUCAACCCGCUAAAGGAGCGGGAGAUUGAUCUUCGAGGUCACCGAAUACCUGCCAUUGAGAAUCUGGGUGUUGCCGGCCCUCAUGAUGCCAUCGACCUGACCGACAACGACAUCCAGCUGCUGGGCAACUUCCCGCUGUCCCCGCGCGUGCGCACCCUCUUGCUCGCGCGCAACCGUGUUGCGGCCAUCCAGCCUACCCUGCCCAACGCCGUGCCGAACUUGCGAAACUUGGUCCUGACGGGCAACCAGCUUGCUGAGCUGGCGGAUUUGGAUGUGCUCGGCAAGUUCCCGAGGCUGACGCACCUUGUGUUGAUGGACAAUCCGGUUACGAAGAAGGAGAAUUAUAGGUACUGGGUCCUCUGGCGGUGUCCCACCGUGCGGUUUCUGGACUAUCAGAAGGUCAAGGAUGCCGAGCGCCAAAAGGCGAGGGAGCUGUUUGGCUCGGCGGACGCUCCGACUGAGCUCGCGUCUCGGAUUAUGGGCAUCAAGAGCAAGACAUUCGACGCCGGCGCGGGGACCAACGGCCCUGCUGGAGGGCAGAACUCGAAAUUGUCACGGCUUAAGCUUACCGACAAGGAGCGCAAGAAGCUGCAGGAUAUGAUCAAGAAGGCGGACAGUCUGGAGGAGAUCAUCAGGCUGGAGAAGGCGCUGAACGAGGGACGGCUGCCGCCGGGGGUUUUGGUUGAGGAUACGAUGGAGGAGUAGGAAGGUAUAUUGGUGCGACAUUGGGUUGGUACGUGACGGGGAAGAUUACUUGGGUCUUCAGCGGCAGAAGCUGUACUGUACCUGUACACGGUUCUGCGACACCGUCGAGACUGUGUCCUUCCAGCUGUUGAUAUCUGGGAAUACAGGGGAAAACAAAAGUGUGUUUUUUGACGGCACUAUCGACGGAUGAUGCAAUUAUCCCGCAUCUAACCGGUCAUGUCUACAUCACCGUCCUGCGAUUGAUGUGCCUGUAUCAUUUCAGCCUGCAGCUGGGCGUUGGGAUCCGCGGAAUCCGCAGACAGCACGCGGCUCCGCGCGAAGCCGUUGGUUGACGAGGAGUCGCCGCCGU